GUUCCACCAUUUCCACGAAUUCCUUAAAAGAUAAGAACCAACAUAUAAUCUCCAAUACCCCGGUCCAAUAAACACAAAGCUCGAUUCUGUUGAUGAUUGUAACUUUCAGAGAAUGAAAUCCCUCCAUAGCCAUGUCAUAUUCUUUCUGUUCUACCCUUUUCUCUCUCUAGCUAUUGACACCAUCACACCCACACAACCUCUCAUCACCAAUCAAACUCUAGUCUCUAAUGGUGAAGUUUUCGAGUUGGGUUUCUUCAAUACAAGCAAUUAUCUGUAUAUAGGCAUUUGGUACAAGCAAAUUGAGCCGAGAACAAUUGUAUGGGUAGCUAAUAGAGACACCCCCAUUACUUCAUCGUCCGGGAGCCUAACCAUCGUCAACAACAGCAACCUGGUGCUUGUAAAUCAAACGGGAGCUGUCGUCUGGUCCUCAAAUCAAUCUACGCAGGUGGUGAACACGGUGGUGCAGCUUUUAGACAACGGUAACUUUGUGCUUCGUCCAGAAAACGAUGAGAAUCCGGAGAAUUACAUUUGGCAAAGCUUUGAUUAUCCGACUGAUACUCUAUUGCCGGAGAUGAAACUGGGGUGGGAUAGGAAAUCUGGAAUUAAUCGGGUUUUGCAGUCGUGGAAGACAAACAACGAUCCGACGACCGGUGAUUAUACUUUUAAAAUGAAUAUCAUUGGGUUCCCGGAGCUUUUAACAGUGAAGAAUGAAACAAUAAUUUGGCGAACUGGGCCAUGGAACGGGAUGAGAUUUAGUGGUGUACCAGCGAUGAAAGGGGUGAGUAUGAUGCAGUUUGAACUUGAGGAGAAUUCCGACGAGAUUAGUUAUUCAUUUGAAAUGCUGGAUAGUUCUAUUUAUUCACGAUUGGUUAUUAAUUCUUCUGGUAUUAAUCAAAGAUUCGUCUGGGCUAAAACAACAAAUACCUGGAGUGUGUUCUGGUCUUUCCCCGAUGAUUUAUGCGAUCAGUUUGGUGAAUGUGGUUCGUUCGGCAUUUGUGAUGCAACCACUGCACCGAUCUGCAAUUGUACGACAGGAUUCCGGCCGAAAAACCAGCAAGCAUGGGAUCUACGAGAUGGGUUGGAUGGGUGUUUUCGGAGCUCAGACUUGGAUUGCGGGUCGGAUGGAUUUCUGCCAAUGAAUAAUAUGAAAUUGCCAGAGAGUUCGAACGUGUUUGUAGAUCAGACGAUGAAUUUGAGCGAGUGUGGUGCGAUAUGCAAGAAGAAUUGUUCCUGUGCUGCGUAUGCUAGUAUGAAUAUCACUGAAGGCGGGUCGGGUUGUGUGAUUUGGGUUGGGGAUCUUAUGGAUAUGAGGCAGUAUGCUGAUUCUGAAAAUGGAGGGCAAGAUCUUUACGUUAGAGUUGCAGCUUCUGAUUUAGUUCAAUCAAUGGGCGUCGGAAGUUCCAAAAAUGGCUCCGGCAAUGGCAACCACGUUGGCAAAAUUGUCGGCAUCACUGCCAGUACUUGUGUGGUGCUCACAUUUCUACUUAUUCUCGUCUACUUGAAGAAGAAGAAAACAAGAAAUUUGAAAAAGUCAAUUAAUAGAACAGGUCCUCAAGAAAGAACCGAAGAAUUCUUGGUAAAUGAUGGGACAAUUGUACCAAGUAGAAGAGAUUAUUAUAGUGAAACGUCAAUGGAUGAACUUGAAUUACCCUUGUUUGAUUUUACGACACUCGCUAAGGCAACAAACAACUUCUCGGAUAAAAAUAAACUUGGGCAAGGAGGGUUCGGGUGUGUUUACAAGGGUACAUUAACAGAAGGUGAAGUUGUAGCUGUAAAAAGGCUCUCAAGAAUUUGUGAGCAAGGGAUAGAGGAACUUAAAAAUGAGGUCCGAUUAAUUGCAAAACUCCAACAUCGAAACCUAGUUCGGGUAUUAGGUUGUUGUAUUGAGGUUGAAGAGAAGUUGUUGAUUUAUGAGUACAUGGACAACAAAAGUCUUGAUAUGUUUCUUUUUGACAAAGAGAAAAAUAUGAUACUCAAUUGGAAAAUCCGACUCGAUAUUAUACGUGGGAUUGCUCGUGGGCUUCUUUAUCUUCAUCAAGAUUCAAGAUUUAAAAUCAUUCAUCGAGAUAUGAAAGCAAGUAAUAUUUUGCUUGAUAAGGACAUGAACCCAAAGAUAUCAGAUUUUGGUAUCGCAAGGAUUUUUGGGAGUGAUCAAACCGAAGCAGAAACAAAGAUAGUGGUUGGAACGUAUGGUUAUAUGUCACCUGAAUAUGCGAUGGAGGGUCACUUCUCCACAAAAUCUGAUGUUUUUAGUUUCGGGGUCCUGAUCUUGGAGAUAGUGAGCGGUAAAAGAAACAGAGGCUCGUCCAACACAAAUAACCAACUUAACCUGCUUGGACAAGCAUGGAAGUUAUGGAACGAAGACAACUCUUUAGAACUACUAGACGAAUCUAUCAAGGUCAAAUUUUCAGAAAAUGAAGUAUUAAGGUGCAUACAAAUUGGACUAUUAUGUGUUCAAGAACAAUCAGAAGAUAGGCCUGAUAUGGCAAAGGUGGUGUUGUUAUUGAGCAGUGAAACAGUACGAAUGCCUCGACCAAAACAUCCCGGAUUCUUUAUUAGAAAAUUAAACAACGAAAGCGAGUCUUCGAGAAAAGAUGAUGAUUCAGUGUCCAUAAAUGGGAUCACAAUAUCAAUACUAGAUGGUAGAUAGAGAAACUACGAUAGUUACCAUCUAGCAUCAAUUAUCUAUCAUAUUUUCCUUUCUUCUUUGGUCCUUAA
Lactuca sativa (garden lettuce) is the source of this 2718-nucleotide messenger RNA. Its product is annotated as receptor-like serine/threonine-protein kinase SD1-8. The record is from RefSeq and is a predicted model, not a curated record. Gene Ontology annotation, biological process: protein phosphorylation; recognition of pollen. Gene Ontology annotation, molecular function: ATP binding; protein serine/threonine kinase activity. Lineage: Eukaryota; Viridiplantae; Streptophyta; Magnoliopsida; Asterales; Asteraceae.